Molecule: messenger RNA, 879 nt
Organism: Nycticebus coucang (slow loris)
Lineage: Eukaryota; Metazoa; Chordata; Mammalia; Primates; Lorisidae
Product: CAP-Gly domain-containing linker protein 1-like
Exons: 1
Coding region: 1-879 (292 amino acids)
Source: RefSeq, a predicted model, not a curated record
AUGAGUUCUCCUGAAGUCUGUACACAGAAGUCAGCAUUGCAAGAAGAGAACAUUAAACUUGCCGAGGAGCUGGGGAGAAGCAGAGACAAAGUCACAAGUCAUCGAAAGCUGGAAGAGGAAAGAUCUGUGCUCAAUAAUCAGUUGUUAGAAAUGAAAAAAAGAGAAUCCAAGUACAUAAAGGAUGCAGAUGAAGAAAAAGCCUCCUUGCAAAAAUUCAUCAGUAUAACUAGUGCCUUACUCACAGAAAAGGAUGCAGAGCUGGAAAAACUGAGAAAUGAGGUCACAGUGCUCAGGAGAGAAAACGCCUCUGCCAAGUCCUUGCAUUCAGUUGUUCAGUCUCUAGAGCCCGAUAAGGUGAAGCUUGAGCUCAAGGUAAAGAACUUGGAGCUUCAACUCAAAGAAAACAAGAGGCAGCUCAACAGCUCCUCAGGUAAUACUGAUACUCAGGCAGAAGAGGAUGAAAAAGCCCAGGAGAGUCAGAUUGAUUUCCUAAAUUCAGUAAUAGUGGACCUUCAAAGGAAGAAUCAAGAUCUCAAGAUGAAAGUAGAGAUGAUGUCAGAAGCAGCCCUCAAUGGGAAUGGGGAUGAGCUCAACAAUUAUGACAGUGAUGACCAGGAGAAACAGUCUAAGAAGAAGUCUUGCCUCUUCUGUGACAUUUGUGACUGCUUUGACCUGCAUGCACAGAGGAUUUUCCUACCCAGACACAGAUGUCUGAUGACCCUCCCCACUCUACACACCAUGGCAGUGGGAGUGAGGAACGCCCGUACUGUGAGAUCUGAGAGAUGUUUGGCCACUGGGCAGCCAACUGCAAUGACAACAAGACCUUCUGAUGAAGCCUCAAGUCAAGAACUUGGCUUUUUCAGGCGUGCUAGUGUUUAA